Messenger RNA from Acanthaster planci (crown-of-thorns starfish), 613 nucleotides. RefSeq names its product Wnt ligand secretion mediator (gene wls). Gene Ontology annotation, molecular function: Wnt-protein binding. Gene Ontology annotation, biological process: Wnt signaling pathway; Wnt protein secretion; intracellular protein transport. Gene Ontology annotation, cellular component: organelle membrane; endomembrane system. The record is from RefSeq and is a predicted model, not a curated record. NCBI's taxonomy places the organism in Eukaryota, Metazoa, Echinodermata, Asteroidea, Valvatida, Acanthasteridae.
CAACUUCCGGUGACCCCCCGCAAAGCUGAAGAAAGAAAAGGACGCAGACGACUCGACUAGAGACACGCUGGAGACGUUGACGGGUGAACUUGACGUCUGCAAGAAGUCUGCAGUUUCUGCUUGAAAUCCAGAAAAUUUUCGGCUUCUGCCGUCAUUUCGUGGAUCUCUGUUGCAAGGAGUUGUUGGGGUCUCUCUGAGGACCAUGGCGGGAGCUGUUUUGGAAAAUUUGAGCUCGAAAAAGCUGUCUGUUUUUUGUCUGUGUCUCUUGGUGGUGCAGAUCGCUUGCUUUCUCGUCGGAGGACUUAUCGCACCAGCACCUUCGAGCGCUCACAACAUCUUGACAACAAAGUGCAUUGACCCUUCCUUCAACCUGAAGAAGUGGUUUCAGCCUCGUGGCCCUCAUGCCUGUGACAAGGUGCGAGAUUUUGAUGAAGCCACCAAGAGAGGCAUCUAUGCGGAUUGGAUUGUCUUCUCGGCCAAAGUUCCCCAUGACCCUAACACCAUGCACCGAUCUUUCCAGUACAUGCUUGGUGUCCUGGUAAUGGACAUAGCAUUCUCAGAAGAGGAGGGCAAACGCUUGGGUGAGUCUGUGACCAAGACUGUGGACAGCUGA